This is a messenger RNA of Pelobates fuscus (common spadefoot toad), 2251 nucleotides long. It is a transcript of the gene SLC9B2, whose product is annotated as solute carrier family 9 member B2. Gene Ontology annotation, biological process: proton transmembrane transport. The transcript has 12 exons. Gene Ontology annotation, cellular component: membrane. The record is from RefSeq and is a predicted model, not a curated record. NCBI's taxonomy places the organism in Eukaryota, Metazoa, Chordata, Amphibia, Anura, Pelobatidae. Gene Ontology annotation, molecular function: antiporter activity. Bases 219 to 1922 code for a protein of 567 amino acids.
CGCUUCAUUCAUAGCACUUAAUGGAUAGAUGUAUAGUCUUAGCAGCUGACGUGUGGUAGUCUAUGGAGGUUAAUGCAGUCCGAGGAUUUUGCUGGCUAUCAGUCAUUAGACUAAUAUUUAUUUUAACCCUGAGUCCUCCCACUUUUGCCUCAUGGAGACACAGCUGAUAGGCAGCUAUAUUGAGAAAGAGGAAGCUGUACAGUAGCCUGAGGCAGUGUAUGAGAAAAGGGUGUCUUCUGCCUGCUCUGUGUUUGUGGAAAUCCGGAUUGGGGGGCGGUGUAAGAGGGAACACAAUGGAGAAUAAAGAAAUAUUUCAUGAAAAUUAUAAUUCUGGAGAGGAACAAGUGGCCACCUCGGAGAGUCAGCCAUCUGAUGUGAGCAGCACUGGGAACAUUGUUAAGGAUGGGGCUUUUGUAAAUCCCAAAGUGCAAGAUGGAAACUUCCCUACAGAAGAAAGUGCACUAUUAAACAGUGGGCAGCAGUCAGCAGAGGUCAGAGCGGAGUCCACCAUGUGCAUGAAGAUGAAGAAGCUAUUUGCCUGUCCCCCCCAAGGACCUCUAUCUGUCAUAAUCACCAAUGUUACCAUGAUAGCCCUUGUUUGGUGUGUCAUAUGGUCUAUAACCGGUGCGGAAUGUCUUCCUGGAGGAAACCUGUUUGGAAUUUUAGCUCUAUUUUUCUGCGCAUUCUUCGGGGGGAAACUUGUUGGUCUCAUUAAGCUGCCAACUCUUCCUCCAAUGCCUCCACUCCUUGGGAUGCUCUUAGCUGGUUUUCUCAUAAGAAAUAUACCUUGGGUCACUGACCUUGUGCAGAUUAAGUAUAAAUGGUCUGCUGCUUUGAGGAACAUUGCUUUAGCCAUCAUCCUGAUACGAGCUGGACUUGGACUGGACCCCAUGGCUUUGAAGAAGCUCAAGGCAGUGUGCUUGCGUCUGUCCCUUGGUCCAUGUGCAAUUGAGGCUUGCUCGGCUGCUCUUCUUUCGCAUUUUCUCUUGGGACUGCCCAUAACAUGGGCAUUUAUGUUGGGCUUUGUCUUAGGGGCUGUAUCUCCUGCUGUUGUUGUCCCUUCAAUGCUGAUAUUGCAACAUGGAGGAUUUGGGGUUGAGAAGGGUGUCCCGACCUUGCUAAUGGCUGCUGGAAGCUUCGAUGACAUCUUGGCAAUAACAGGCUUUAAUACUUGCCUAGGCAUGGCUUUUUCAUCAGGCUCCACCAUUAACAGCAUUGUCAGAGGAGUACUGGAAGUAGUGGUUGGCAUAUCUGCUGGACUCCUCUUGGGAUUUUUUCUUCACUACUUUCCAAGCAAAGAUCAGGGAAAUCUAAAAUGGAAGAGGACUUACAUUGUCCUGGCUCUGGCCAUAUUUGCAGUAUUUGGCAGUCUGACGUUUGGUUUUCCUGGUUCUGGAGGCCUAUGUACACUAGUUAUGGCAUUUCUAGCAGGCAUUGGAUGGUCAGCUGAUAAGACUGUUGUUGAAGAUGCAAUUUCAGUUGCUUGGGACAUCUUUCAACCACUGCUUUUCGGUCUGAUUGGUGCAGAAAUAUCUGUUGCAUCUCUGAAACCGGAGACUGUUGGGUUAUGUGUGGCCACACUUGUCAUAUCUUUGGCAAUUCGUGUAUGCGCAACAUAUUUAAUGGUAUGCUGUGCUGGAUUUAAUUUAAAGGAAAAAAUAUUCAUCUCCCUGGCUUGGAUUCCUAAAGCAACAGUACAGGCUGCAAUAGGGUCAGUAGCCCUCGACACAGCAAGGACAAAUGGAAAAGUAGAGUAUGAAGAAUAUGGUAUGGAUGUCCUCACGGCAGCGUUUUUGUCGAUACUGAUCACCGCACCAAUAGGAGCAGUCAUCAUUGGCCUGACAGGACCCAAAAUGCUACAAAAAGCAACUGAUGAAGAUAAAGAACAAAGAACCACGAUAGGAGAAUCUAGUAUUGUAUGAAAAGCAGCAGUUCCUCCAUGCAGGUUGUGGAGGGUCGGGAGAAGUGACUCCUUGACUGACAAUUUUUCUAUAUAGGCAUUACACUGGUUUGGAAUGGAUAUAAAUUCAAAUAGCUGGUAUUUUAGCAUAAAGCCACAUUUGUUUAAUUUUGAAACGGUUUUAUUGUAUUUGUGGAACAUGACUGGGAGGACAUAUAACUAAAAUAAAAAGGAUUACAAAGCUAAAAACUAAAUAUAGCAGUUGGAAAUUGUUUGCUGGUUUGUACACACAAAGGAAAUACCACGUUCAACAAUAUUUUUCAAAAAUGGAUCUAAUGUGUAUUAAUGUAA